UGGCGUUGGCUGAUGCACUCAGUACAGCUUGCUCCACCAUGCAACUUGCUUCUUGCCGGCCGGUGCCUGUCCUAGUCUCUCCAGCGGGGAAGACUUCAUCUUGACUCCCUGCUACUAAUCCCCAAUUUUUUCCCUUGUUGCAGUACCAUGGCUUCGCCUCAUCGGCGCCUCCUCCUCUUCACCGUCGUCGUCUUCCUCCCACAAGUGUUCUCCCAGCUCCCCAACAUCUGCGGGACCAAGGCCAAUGGGAGGUACGCCUGCCCUGACUGCUCCACCUCUACUGCAGCCACCUCAAACCGUAGCGCCGGCUUCGAGGCCAACCUCCUCCGGCUCCAGGCCUCUCUCCAACACAUGGCCGCCAUGGACGCCAGCUUCCUGAACUCCACUUUCACUACCGGCGCCAGCGACGCGGCGGACGCGGUCUUUGGCCUCGCCAUGUGCUUCGCCGACACGGAGCGGUCCGACUGCUCUGCCUGUCUCGCUGGCGCGGCAGCCGAGUUGCCCGGGACCCGGUGUGGAGGCCGCAGGGACAUUGUCCUCUGGUACGGGCACUGCCUCGUGCGCUAUGAUGACGCCCCCUUCUUUGGCAGCGCGGACACGUCACCGGCGCGGCGGUUCGACGUGCCCAACCCCCACAACUUCUCCGAUCCAGUGAGCCUGGGUACGGCGCGUCAGAGGCUGGCCGGGCGGAUGCUCCCUGCCGCGGCGGCCUCGGCGCUCCGUUUUGCCUUUGACGCCGAGGAGGUCACACCGAACAUGACGCUGCAUGGGCUGGCACAAUGCACGGAGGACCUGCCCCCCGAGGAGUGCAGUCGGUGCUUGGCGUCGCACAUGGUCUGGCUCGCCGGAUGCUGCGCCAACAUGGACGGUGUCCGUCUAAACGGGCCCAACUGCUACCUGCGCUACGAGUUCAUGGCCUUCAUCCCCAGCAUGCCACCGUCCAUGGUACCCCUGCUACCUCCGGCUCCGGUGUCUGAACCAGGGACUCCCUCAGGGAGGAAGAAGGCUAGAACAUACAUACUUGCGGGGACCCUGAGUGCAUUGGCGCUGCUGUGCCUCAUUCUUCUGGGAGCAUUUCUGUAUUACAAGAAGAAGCUUCAUGGCUCACUUCCUCCCAUGCCCUGGAAGAGGGACACACCGACGAUUGAAUCCUUCCUGCGGCGGCAACAUCCGAGGAGGUACAGUUACUCACAAGUGAAACAGAUGACGAAAUCUUUCUCGCACAGACUCGGCCAAGGCGGCAACGGUGUGGUCUACAAAGGCAGCCUCCCGGAUGGCUGCGAGAUUGCUGUGAAGAUGCUCAAGGACAACAAGGACGUUGAUGGUGAGGAUUUCAUGACUGAGGUCGCCAGCAUCAGCAGGACCUCCCAUGUAAACGUUGUCACACUGCUGGGAUUCUGCUUGCAGGGAAGAUCGAAACGAGGACUCAUCUAUGAGUUCAUGCCGAAUGGCUCCCUUGAAAGGUACACUUCUGGGAGAGGCACUGAGCACUCACUUGGCUGGGAGACGCUGUUCGACAUUGCUGUUGGCAUCGCGCGUGGCCUCGAGUACCUGCACCGAGGUUGCAACGCGCAUAUUGUGCAUUUCGACAUCAAGCCUCACAACAUCCUCCUGGAUCAGGACCUCCAGCCGAAGAUCUCUGACUUCGGACUGGCCAAGCUGUCCUCCCAAAAAGAGAGCACCAUCGCGGUGUCCAUCGCCGGAGCUCGUGGCACGAUCGGGUACAUCGCGCCUGAGGUGUUCUCCAGGGGAGUAGGGGCGGUCACCAGCAAGUCCGACGUCUACAGCUAUGGCAUGAUGGUUCUUGAGAUAUCUGGGGCUAGGAGGAACAUCCACGAUGACGAUUUUGCUGGUUCAGGGACAAGCAGCAGCAGCAGCAAGUAUUUCCCCCAAUGUUUAUAUGAAGGCUUAGAUCAGUUCUGUGCAAGCGCUUGCGCGAUCGAUGAUGGCGAGGCUACCGAGCUGGUGAGGAAGAUGGUGGUGGUCGGGCUGUGGUGCGUGCAAAUCUCCCCUUCGGAUCGGCCUUCCAUGACCAGAGUGCUCGAGAUGCUGGAGAAGAGCACUGAAGAGCUUCAGCUACCACCACAUACUCCGCGUGGACGUUGAACACGCUGAAGACUCGGCUAUCUUGAAUUAUAUACAGCUAAAUGAUGAAAGCAUCGUUCAGGUUUUGAAACCAAAUUGUUUCAUUCGGUGAUGCAUGCACUUCUUGGGGUGUCGUUUCUCUGAAUUCACACGGUAAUUUUGAAAUUGUUAUGUGCAAAAUUCAACCAUGGAUAAGCCCAAUGGUCAUUUCCA
Molecule: messenger RNA, 2298 nt
Organism: Aegilops tauschii subsp. strangulata
Lineage: Eukaryota; Viridiplantae; Streptophyta; Magnoliopsida; Poales; Poaceae
Product: protein SUPPRESSOR OF NPR1-1 CONSTITUTIVE 4
Biological process (GO): protein phosphorylation
Molecular function (GO): protein kinase activity; ATP binding
Source: RefSeq, a predicted model, not a curated record